GCGGUGGCGGCGGGAGCGGAGCGGGGAGUGGUUACCCACACCCGGGAGCUCAGUGGCUCCCUCCCAGCACCCCUGCCAUGGAGAAGUACCAUGUCCUGGAAAUGAUCGGUGAAGGCUCCUUUGGGCGCGUGUACAAGGGGCGGCGGAAACACAGCGCCCAGGUGGUGGCCUUGAAGUUCAUCCCCAAGGUGGGUCGGUCUGAGAAGGAGCUGAAGAACCUGCAGCGGGAAAUUGAGAUCAUGAGAGGCCUCCAUCAUCCUAACAUCAUCCAGAUGCUUGACAGCUUCGAGACUGACAAGGAGGUGGUGGUAGUGACUGACUAUGCAGAGGGGGAGCUCUUCCAGAUCCUGGAGGAUGAUGGGAGUUUGCCUGAGGACCAGGUCCAGACCAUAGCUGCUCAGCUCGUCUCAGCUCUCUAUUACCUGCACUCCCACCGCAUCCUGCACCGUGACAUGAAACCCCAGAACAUCCUGCUGGGCAAAGAUGGUGUCGUCAAGCUCUGUGACUUCGGGUUUGCCCGGGCCAUGAGCAUUCACACCAUGGUGCUGACCUCCAUCAAGGGCACCCCGCUCUACAUGUCUCCUGAGCUGGUGGAGGAGCAGCCAUAUGACCACACAGCAGACCUGUGGUCCAUGGGCUGCAUCCUGUAUGAGUUGUUUGUGGGUACCCCUCCCUUCUACACCAACAGCAUCUUCCAGCUUGUCAGCCUCAUUGUCAAGGACCCAGUCAAAUGGCCUGUGGCUAUAAGCCCAGUCUUCAAGAGCUUCCUGCAGGGACUGCUCAUGAAGGACCCCCGACAGCGCCUGUCAUGGCCAGAGCUGCUUUCUCACCCCUUCAUUGCUGGACAGGUUACUGUGACUGAUAACACAGAAGAGCAUGGGAUCUCAAACCCCUUCACCACCAAGCUGUCCCCAGAGCUGCAGGCCCUGAAGGAGCAGCAAGCCCAUUCCAUGGCCCCCAAGAGCGGCCAGUCAAGGAUCCUGAGAAAAGCCCAGCAGAAGAUGGUUGAGGAGGCACAGAAAAAGCAAAGUGGUGAAUCCACGAAGGAUUCUGGCAAAGAAUGCCCUGGGCAUAGACCCAGAGCAGCUCCAGAGAAGGCAGUCCUUGGUAAGAGGGAAGCAUCCAUUGCCUCCAAUAAGAAGAACGCUGGUGUCCUGCAAGGGAAGAUCAGCAUGGCAGAGUUGGAGGAGUCUCCUCCCAACCCACGGGAAGACAGCAUCACUCGAGACCAUAAGAGGGAGUUUCCUGGAGCAGGGGCCUCUCUGCAGCCUGGUGGGGGCAGGGCAGAGCCUCGGGGCAGGCGCAGCAUCGAGACAGUGGACCUGGAGAGUGAGGAGCUAGAGAGUGAUGAGGAGUGGCAGCACCUGAUCAAGGCCACUGAGCCCUCAGCCAUGCAGCUGAGCACACCGCUGAGCCUCCUGAGGGACCCGGCCCUCCGGCACCGUGUCCAGGCCUGUCUGGCAGACUGUACUCAGCAGGUGCUAGAAGGGAUGCUGGAGGGAGCCUCCCGUCUCCGUCCUGUGCUCCGUGUUGUGGACAACCUUCUGGCCACCCAGUGUGACUCUGAGCUUCUGGGCCACUUCUGCCAAGAACUGAAUUUGCCUCUGUCCCUGCUGUGUCUAGCCAAGCAGAUCCUGGAGAGUGGUAGCGCCAAGCAGCAGCCCUGGUGUAUCACGGUGCUGACAGACCUCCUCAUGGUGACCACAGUUUAUUUCAGCAGUGAAUGGAGCCUGGAGGCGGGUGGGCAAAAGGACAGCCUGCAGGCCUUCCAGGAGAGUGCCAGCUGCUUCCUAUCCCUGCUGCCAGAGCUGCUAGCUGUGCCAGCCGACAGUGAGAAAAGACUCUGCCAUCAAAGCCUCCUGUGCUUUACCUUGCUCUGUGAGAACCUGGAUAAGAUAUCCUCUUCCAUCUCUGCCUCCUUCUAUGUCGGCCUGCAAGAGGAACAUCAGCCCCUGCUGAACAGACUCCUUCAGGGAUCCAUCUCAAAUCAGCCUGCUCUGCGAGGUGCACCAAUGGAGGCCAACUCACCCCAAGACCAGAGACCAUGUGUGGCAGACAUCUUCAUGGCUGCAUUGGCUGCUGCCUGCAGCAUCCCUCUGGAGAGGAAUGGCUGUCGGGAAGCCAAGCAGCAGGUUGCUGAAGAGGUAGCUGGAAAGCUUAUGGAAGGAGAGAGCCAGCAACUUGAGAGACUCCUGGGGAGACUGGAGCACCCAAGCUGUUCCUUGAACGUGCUGAAGAUCCUCUAUGCUGGCUGCCAUGCCAGCCUAAGCCUGUGCAAGCACCUGGGAAGGAGCCAACAAUUGUGGGGUUCCCUCAUGCACCACUUGAAGGGCAAGGUCCCCAUGGCAGAUGUGGCCCAGGAGGCAGCCCGUGAGGCCUCUCUGUACCUGCUGGCCCUACUCACCCUGCAGCUCCAGGCCCCCCCUCCCAGGCUUGAGGAGGUGGUUACCCUGGCUGUGGAUCUCAUCACUCGGUUUCCUGUUGUAUCCCUUGUGGGUGCUGCAGCAUUCCUCCUGACACAGCUCAGUCAGCACGGGGUUGUCUUGGAGCUUGGAGGAGAAGAGAUCCUACCAGUGGUGACAAAUGCUCUGACAGUGCCUGCAGAGCUGCAGCUCCCCCUGCCAGUGGGUGCUGGUCUCUAUGAUGGGCUCUUUUUCCUCCUGCUGAAGCUCCUUGCCCAGGAGGAUGUAGCCAUGGAGCAGGGCUUUGCUGCCUCAGAGUUGUGGAGCGUGGUGUGGCAUCGUGUUGCUGCAGUGUGUUGUGCAGGCAGUGACAGGGAAGCACUGGAAGGAAACUCCCCAGGGGAAGGUCACCCUGUGGCAGAGCCAGACUGGAAUCUCCUCUCCCCUUCAGGCACCCUGCUCUUCCUCAGCUUGGCCCUCUUCGUCUUCACUCAUGAGUCCCACUGGUGCCUGCCUCAGCUCACCCAGCCCCAUGGUGUCCUCAUGGUGACGCUGAAGAGGCUGCUGUCCCCUGGCUUCCUGGCGUGCCUGGCACAGACGCAAGCAGGAGAGGAUGGGGACCCUGAGCUUGUCCCAGCUGUGGUGAUUCAGGCCUGCCAGCUCCUCUGUUUCCCUUUUGCCCUGGAUGUGGAUGGAGACACCUUAGCAUUGGUCAUAGAAGCUGUGAAAGACAGCCAGAUCCCUGCACAGCUACUGCAGGUCUGCUCUUACCAUCUUCCUCUCUCACACACCGAGCUCCCCAUGAGUCUUUUGUGCCACCUCGUUGUGUCUGAUGAGCAGAUCAUAGACCAAAUGGUGAGGGAAGCUGCUGCCUCAGAGCACAUCAUUGCCUUCUUGUCGUCUGCCUUGUUUUCAGACAACGUCAGGCUCACAACUGACCUCCUGUCUCUCUUGACCCAUGUGGCCCGGGCCUGUCCAGAACACCUGCCCUUUCUCCAGAAGAUCCUGAGGGGCUCGGAUGUGGCUGACCAGCCACUGACCCACUUGCUUGGCCACCAGCAACACCCGAUACGGGCCAAAACCUGCAACCUGCUGGGCAACCUCCUUCGAUAUGGCCAUGGCUUUCCCCAGGCACUGCAGAGCCAGCCCGGGUUGCUGGAGAGGCUGUUGGGGUGUCUGGAGGACCGGGAGGAGAGCGUGCGCCGGGCAGCCAGCUUUGCGGUGGCCAACGCUGCUUACCACGAGUCCUCCCCGGCCGGACCCCUGGGCCGGGCCGUGCCCAGGCUGACGCGGCUGCUGAGCGACAGGCAGGCCCGGACACGCUGCAACGCGGCCUCCGCCCUGGGUAACCUGUGCUGGCGCUCGGGCGAGUUAGGGGAGCUGCUGAUGGAGAGCAGGGCCCCCCACGUCCUGCUGGAGGUGGCCUGCGGGGAUCCCCGGGAGACCGUGCGGGAGGGAGCCCUGGCGGCGCUGCGGUCCCUCAGCCAGCACCCCGGGAUGCAGCAGGUCCUGCUGUCCCUCAGGGCUACCGAGAAGCUGGCCGCACUGGCCAGCAGAAGCGACUCGCAGCCUCCUGCUGCUGGCAGCCCCCGCCCCUUGUCUGCCCGGCACUGCGAGAAGCUCCUCCGCCUCCUCGCACCCCUGGGCAGCACCGGCAGCGCGGGAAAGGCUCCCGGGCCCCCCGAUCCCGGCAUCGCUGCCGCCCCCCACCGGCGCUGAGGGCUAACGCCGGGCUUCGUCCUUUGCCGUUCCUGAAAAAGUGCCUUUAGACCUCAAUAAAACGCUUCUUUGUGAGCAGCCCCCAGGCCGGGCCCGCCCGCCGGGCCCCGGGCAGUGUUACCGGGCAUCCCGGGGCUUUGCUCCCCUGUCCCGGAACAGCCCUGCGGCGGGCACCGGCA
This is a messenger RNA of Calypte anna (Anna's hummingbird), 4300 nucleotides long. RefSeq names its product serine/threonine kinase 36 (gene STK36). The record is from RefSeq and is a predicted model, not a curated record. Lineage: Eukaryota; Metazoa; Chordata; Aves; Apodiformes; Trochilidae. The coding region runs from base 78 to 4121 and encodes 1347 amino acids. Gene Ontology annotation, biological process: protein phosphorylation. Gene Ontology annotation, cellular component: cytoplasm. Gene Ontology annotation, molecular function: protein kinase activity; ATP binding. The transcript has 27 exons.